This is a messenger RNA of Aedes aegypti (yellow fever mosquito), 318 nucleotides long. Its product is annotated as cuticle protein 19. The record is from RefSeq and is a predicted model, not a curated record. Gene Ontology annotation, cellular component: extracellular matrix. Lineage: Eukaryota; Metazoa; Arthropoda; Insecta; Diptera; Culicidae. The transcript is spliced from 2 exons. The coding region runs from base 1 to 318 and encodes 105 amino acids.
AUGUUCAAGCUCAUCGCUCUGGUUGUCUGCCUUGCCGUAGUCGCAUCGGCAUUUGAAGACUAUUACAGCUAUCCCAAGUACAAGUACGAAUAUGGAGUUAAGGAUUUGCACACCCACGAUCACAAAAGCCAAUGGGAGCACCGCGAUGGAGAUCACGUUAAGGGACAAUACACUCUGGAUGAAGCCGAUGGAACUCAUCGUAUUGUUGACUACAGCUCGGAUCAUAAGACUGGAUUCCAGCCUCAUGUUCAACGCGUUGGCCAUGCUCAUCAUCCAUAUCAUGGUGAGAGUUAUGCCAAUAUCGAUCAGCAUUAUUAG